UGAGCUCUGCAUUUUAAACGAACUCAGUCGUUUAUUUUACAAGAUAAUUUCUUGAAAUUUAACUAUUGUUUAUGAUUUCCAAGUGUGUAGCUUUGAAUUUGGGGAAUUUAUAAGCUCGGAAAUUCCAAGGAUCAGAUACUGGAGCUAGGAGCUGUCUUGCUGAAGGAUUUCAUUUAUGAACGAGUCCGCCGCCACGGAGACUGCAGCGCCGUGGUGACCCGGGCCCAGCUGGGCGGUGGUGAGCUGUGCGAUGCCAACCAAAAGAAGCUCGCCCAGUGCCUGCAGCAGAUUGGAGACGAGUUGGACGGCAAUGUGGAGCUCCAAAGGAUGAUCGAGAACUCCUCACUCCAGCCCACCAAGGAAGUGUUUAUGAAAGUGGCCAUUGAAAUCUUCUCGGAUAGAAAGUUCAACUGGGGCCGAGUGGUCGCUCUCUUCUAUUUUGCCUGUCGACUCGUCAUUAAAGCUCUCCUGACACACAUUCCUGACAUCAUCCGAACUAUCAUCAGUUGGACCAUCGACUACCUCCGUGACAAUGUUCUCAACUGGAUCAGGGAGCAAGGUGGCUGGGAGGGUAUUCGCUCUUACUUCGGUACUCCUACAUGGCAAAUGGUGGCUGUCGUCUUGGCGGCCGUUCUCACCACCGUGUAUGUGACUCGUAAAAUGUGAGCGGUCGGGGCGAAAGCUGGGCGUGAAAGGGGGGGGUUUAUUUGGGUGGUUUGAGCGAGCGGACCUGGCAGGAAGCGGGGGAAGGAGACAACGAAGCGGCCGAGAUGAACAAAGAACUUGAAUGUGCACGUGAAGAGGACCUCUUCAUCUCCUGUGUGCUUUUUCGUGACGACUGACUGUGGCGCUGUCGCCCCCGAUUUUUUUAUCCCCCCCUCACCAUGUUGCGUUGGAGGUAGGAGGGUGACUGCCAUACUCUUGAGAGAGGGAAUGCAUUUUAAUAAGUAAUUUAUUUUUUACUUAGCACAGGUACAAGAAAGUCACUGCGUUUUUGUUUUCUUCUGUAAUUGACGAUGUUGACUAUCUUCUGCAUUCGGAAUGCUUCUUCCUCUCUGCUGGAUUGGGUCACUGAGCUGAUAAAAAACAGUUUAGCGGCCAUCUUGGUUUUUUACCACUCGUAUCCGAAGCAAUAUGUGCGCAAAUCACAUGCUUAACAGACCCCUUAACUUGUUUUUUUUUGAAAAUAUUUAUGUAACGUUUAGUCAUACGUGACCGUUUGGCCGUUUGCCGACUUGACCAGCAUUUGUAAUAAACACCAAAAUGUUGGCUUACCUCAACUCAUAACUGUGUUUUGGACAUUCAGUACUGUAGUAACGAUUUGUACGCCAGUCACUCUUUACAAACGUUUGACGCAGUAAAUGACGUUUAUAUUGUAGCCUAUACAUGUUUGAGUGCCUUUUGUUGGUUUCUUUUUUUUUUUUUUUUACAAUGAAAUUUUUUUCACAUUUUUCUAUCACAUUUCUAAAAGUUUGUUUCAAGUGUUCUGGAUCGACCAAAAAAAAAAAAAAAAUUUGCAGUGCAUUUGUAUGUUGUAAUACGGAGAAUAAACAUUUAAACAUA
Molecule: messenger RNA, 1563 nt
Organism: Doryrhamphus excisus (bluestripe pipefish)
Lineage: Eukaryota; Metazoa; Chordata; Actinopteri; Syngnathiformes; Syngnathidae
Source: RefSeq, a predicted model, not a curated record